ACGAUGGACUUCCGAAGCGGGAAGUCCGUCAAGACAACCAUUCAAGUCAUCACCCCGAGUUGGCGGCGGGAUUCAAACGCAGGGGCCGUCGCGGACCGUGUUUGGCUACGGAAGGGGUUUCAGGUCGCAUCGCCGGCGUUUCGUCUCUCCGUGCCAAGAGUUCUACGCUGGUCGCCAGCACAACCCCCCAAACCGGGGCCGCCACCGCCGCUGAGAUGCCGGCCGAUAAUCUGUGGCUGACGGUCGGAUCCACGGUGGCCAGCGGGGGCGUCAUCGCCUGUCUCCUCGUCGGUGCCUACAAACGCGAGCAUAGACUCUCAGUCGACCGACGCAAGGACUCCAUUGACUAUCUCAUGUCUGACGGAGACCUGAGCGAGGAUGAGAAGUAG
Gregarina niphandrodes is the source of this 389-nucleotide messenger RNA. Its product is annotated as putative transmembrane protein. NCBI's taxonomy places the organism in Eukaryota, Apicomplexa, Conoidasida, Eugregarinorida, Gregarinidae. The record is from RefSeq and is a predicted model, not a curated record. The annotation marks the transcript as partial. The transcript has a single exon.